Molecule: messenger RNA, 1025 nt
Organism: Hermetia illucens (black soldier fly)
Lineage: Eukaryota; Metazoa; Arthropoda; Insecta; Diptera; Stratiomyidae
Exons: 3
Coding region: 180-1025 (281 amino acids)
Source: RefSeq, a predicted model, not a curated record
UUGUUUGGCUUGACUUGGGUAGGUUUGCUGGCGCUUCAUAGCCGAUCCGAUCGAGUUUCGGUUUUUGGUACUUAUCAAAGGGGAUUUGCCGCAAGCGCUUGUGACGCAUUUACCUGUUGGUGGGCACUUAGUCUUUUUUGUGUACUGGCGGUAGUCACGAGUGCGUGUUUUUUAGUAAAAUGAGCGACUGGUCAAAUGAAGAUGUAUUAAACUUCCUGGGAUGUUACCAGACAGAACCAUGCAUUUGGGACCCACGCGAUCGUGGCCACAAGGACAAAAGGAAAGUUGCCGAAGCAUGGAAUCGUCUUAGCACCGCAUUAAACAAACCGGUAAAGGAACUAAAAGCGAAAAGGGAAAUUCUCAUGGUCUCUUUUAGGAAAAAUUUAAGGAGGAAACAGAACUCAAUUCAAUCUGCCGCAGGAAUCGAUGAUAUUUUUAAGCCAUCAUGGUUUGCAUAUGAAUUAAUGGAAUCGUUUCUUCAGCCGGUAUACAGCACAAAGUUGAAUUUAAACUCAAAAACGCAACUAAAGUCAUCAGAAAUAGCUGCAGAUGCAAUUGUUCAUGAAUCUGAGGAGGCAUCCAGUGAUAACAAUCUGUCGAGUCCCUUGACUUCUGUAGCUGCGGCCCCUGCCCGAUCUAUUAAAAAAAGGAUAACAAAAAGCAAGAAGAAAUCUCCCCGCCGCACUGCCUCAGUCUUAGCCAAACAAAAAGCGACCACAGCGCUUAGCCAAUUAACGAACCCGCCUAUUCAACGUCCAUCAGAAACUUCAAGGGCAGAUGAAGAAGAUGAAUGUGAUUUGUAUGCUAAACUUUUAGCCAAAAAGAUUAGGGAACUUCCUAAAGACGACAGAAAGUUAAUGAUGUACGAGAUAGAUGGUUUAUUUAUUCCUAAAAUUAAACUGAGGGCAUUUUCGCGAGAAACACCAUCCCCUCAGUAUUUCGCACCUUCUACACCAUCAUCAGUGUCGACGCCUCAAAAUAUCGAUGAUGAGAACUGCAUUUUACCUGUUAAAGGACUUUUUUGA